Messenger RNA from Lepisosteus oculatus (spotted gar), 4575 nucleotides. It is a transcript of the gene dusp7, whose product is annotated as dual specificity phosphatase 7. Gene Ontology annotation, molecular function: MAP kinase tyrosine phosphatase activity; MAP kinase tyrosine/serine/threonine phosphatase activity; protein tyrosine/threonine phosphatase activity. Gene Ontology annotation, cellular component: cytoplasm; cytosol. Gene Ontology annotation, biological process: negative regulation of MAPK cascade; protein dephosphorylation. NCBI's taxonomy places the organism in Eukaryota, Metazoa, Chordata, Actinopteri, Semionotiformes, Lepisosteidae. The record is from RefSeq and is a predicted model, not a curated record.
AACCCAGUUUUGAAAUGCACACUAGUAGCCCAUUCUUUCUGGUCCCCAGGUCUUUUGCUACGAAUCAUCGCUGUUUCGACAGCUGGAGGCGUCUGAACAAUUAAAGAGUUGCUGCUACAGAUUCCGUUCCCAAAUCUGCAAUGGUGAAAUAAAAUAAAGGCUAUAGGAAAACAAAGAGAAAGAUACCUGUUUAUUCAAAACCUACUGUAGGUUAGGCUUUGUAGACUCCCUCGGAACACGUGAGCGGUUUAAUUAUUGCUCAGGUUUGGGGAUAAAUGAACCCAGGCUCAAGUUGCCUUUUUUUAAAGCUACUUUUAAAGAAACAGAUGGCUGCGAUGAAGAAGCAGAACAAUGCGUUAUAUUAUUUUCUGUGGUCUUACUUUCUGUUGCAGUGAACCGAAAACGACGAACACAUGAAAUAGAAAAGGAAAGCGCACAGGAGCAACCAGCAAGUUGCUGCGCCUGUUGUAACCCAACUUCCAACCUGGAUGCUGUUUCUUUAAAAGCUCCACUCAACGCUCCUCCCUCCUCCGUGACACAGCUGUCAGCAAAACCCUUUUAAUUCGGACUGUCAGAGAGUGGUUGCAGGAAAUGACAAACUGGAGGGAGGCUGAGCAGAAUGGUUAACAUGCUGAAAUAAUGAUCUGUACAAUAAAUCCAAAAUCCUUAAUCCGUCAUAUGCAGUACAGUUAAGUUCACAUACCACGGGAGGAGUGCAAGCUUAAACAGCACAUGGACAGCAACAUUACAAAACGAUAGAACAAAAAAAAAAAGGAUUGCAUCCUCCUGCUUCAGGGAAGAAAUUCAAAUAUCCUUUAUGGUUUUUGCAAUACUGUAGCUUCGUGAUCACACGAAGUUCCCCCCUCAGUCUAGUACAACUACUGCUGCUAGAUUUGAGGACGACCACCACCGCGCGUGGUUCUCUUCCAGGAGGCCACCUCGCUGUCAUCUGCCCCUCAUUUUUUUUUCUUCUUUUUUAUUUGCAAAUAACAAGCCUGCCUCUAUUUCCCUCAUGAAAAAUAAUCUUUGGAGCGGUUCCCGGGACAUGACCACGAUGAUGCCGAGCAAAAGCGUGGAAUGGCUGCAGGAGGAACUUGAAGCCGGCGGGGGCUCGCUGCUCGUCCUGGAUUGUCGGUCCCACGAGCUCUUCGAGUCGUCUCACAUCGAGACAGCCAUCAAUUUGGCUAUCCCGGGGCUGAUGCUGCGGAGGCUCAAGAAGGGGAAUUUGCCGAUCCGGUCCAUCAUCCCCAACAACGAGGAUAAGGAAAAGUUCGUGAAGCGGUGCAAGACGGACACGGUGGUUCUGUACGACGAGGCCACUUCGGACUGGCAGGAAAAUGGAUCGGCAAGCUCUGUUCUGGGGCUACUUCUGCAGAAACUCAGGGACGACGGGUGCAAGGCUUACUACUUGGAGGGUGGAUUCAACAAGUUUCAGAUGGAGUACGCGGAGCACUGCGAGACCAAUCUGGACAGCUCAUGUCCCAGCAGUUCCCCCCCUGUAUCUGUGCUUGGUCUGGGAGGACUACGGAUCAGCUCCGAUUGCUCCGAUGGGGAAUCGGACAGGGAGCCCAGCAGUGCUACUGAGUCAGAGGGAAGCCCCUUGCCUAACAACCAACCUGCCUUUCCUGUUCAGAUUCUUCCCUACCUUUAUCUGGGCUGUGCCAAAGACUCUACUAACUUGGACGUGCUGGGCAAGUACAAUAUUAAGUACAUACUGAAUGUGACACCCAACCUCCCCAACAUGUUUGAGCACGACGGUGAAUUCAAGUACAAACAGAUCCCCAUCUCGGAUCACUGGAGCCAAAAUCUAUCACAGUUCUUUCCAGAGGCCAUUUCAUUCAUUGAUGAGGCUCGUUCUCAAAAGUGUGGUAUUCUGGUGCACUGCCUCGCUGGGAUCAGCCGUUCGGUGACUGUCACGGUGGCCUAUCUGAUGCAGAAACUGAACCUGUCCCUGAACGAUGCCUACGACUUCGUAAAGCGGAAAAAGUCGAACAUCUCGCCCAACUUCAACUUCAUGGGCCAGCUCUUGGACUUUGAGAGGACUCUGGGGCUGAACAGCCCCUGUGAUAACCGGUCACCCAAUGACCAGCUCUAUUUCACGACACCGACCAAUCACAAUGUGUUCCAGCUCGACACGCUGGAGUCUACAUGAAGAUCAGGAACUGGGUGGGCAUCUACCCUUUGAGAUUGAAUGUUAUUCUCAUCUCCUAAAGCAUUUCAAACAUGUUGCCAGGCCAUCUUGGUGCAUACCAUGGGAUGGGCCAACGAGAUGUCUCUAAGACUGCUGCUCAGAGGGCGUUCACUUGCUAUCUGUAGAUGCUGUGCCACAACUUAAGAUGAUUGAGAAGUGGCACCUCUUGCCUUUAGCCAGGACUGUUGUUUUAUUCUAAAAAAGGCAGUAUUAGACUGGAAAGAAAUGCUACACAGAGAAAGAAAAAUAGAGAUCUGCAGCGCUUCUUAAGUUAUCUGUCAAGAAUAUUAGAUAGCACUUGACCUCCUGACAAAGAAGGUGCCAAUGUGAUGGUUGGAGUUUACUGUCAGAGGUUAUCUCACUCUACCGAAUGUAGAGUACAUGGAUUUGAUUAUAUACAUACAUUUUUAUAUAUAUAUAUAAAUAUUGACUUUUUCAAAAAGCAAAGAAGACGACAAAAUUGCAAAAUAGAAUCCUGGAUUGUAACUCAAGAAAACAAACCAACAAAAAAGAACUUUGUGAUUUUCUGAUUGUUUUUUUUUUUCUAUGUUUGUAAUGACCUAAUGCAGUUUGCACAGUGGUGAAGCCUUUCACAUCUUGGCACUUAAAACUGGUACUCCACAAAAGAUAAAGAGACGUUCAGUUGUCCUCCAGCCUGCCAGUUCAAGGCUGUGAUCAUCCCCUGCAGCUGGAGUGUCAGAACAGGCUGGACUGGCAGAGAGGGGAUGCACUUACUUAAAAGCUCAUUGUUCCUUGCUUUUCAAAGCUACAAGACCCUCUUCCUUAAAGUGUUUUUCUGGGUGGACUCUGAGCGCCCGCAUGCCUUGGUGAUUAGAAAUGUUGUUAGAACUGGGAAAGCUUUGCUCACUUCCAAUAGUCUGAAGCGCAGGUACAGUAGUUCACAGGAGGAAAUAGUGAGUGAGGGACUGGUGAGGGAGAAGAUGGAGGUGGGUAUUACAAACACUCACUGUAUUCAAAGGCAAUGGAGAGAAUGUUUCUUUUAAUUUCUUUGCUGCUGCUCUUUCAAGGCCUGGGCUCUAAAGAGGAGAGAGGUGGGAGACAUGAAGUGAGCAGCACUGAGAAUGUUAGUGAGGUGGUUUCUGGGAACAGAUAGUCAGGGAAUGCAUUCAGUGGAAGGAUCAAUGCUAGGGUGGGAUUUGUGGCUUUAAGACAGCCUUAUAUGACCUUUUUUAGCAUUUUUGUAAUGCUGACUGUUCAACACUAUAUUUGUAUUUCACUUAAGACGUAAAUGUUGAAAAGGAUAUGUGCUUAAAAUACUUUGUAAAGCAAAACAUAGUAAUAAUGGACACCCACAAAUUUCUUUGUAACGGGUCCUACACUGUUGUUUUUCUUAUUCUCUGCAAUACAAUACACAAGUUUCCACAGUAUUUUUUAAACAAUAGGCCUCGGGUUUUUCUAUUUGUCUACUUUUGUACAAGAGUUCCAAGAAACACAGCUUGACUGCUUUGUCACUGAAGGAAAGCUUAAUCUUGGGGUGUCCAAUGUGUGUACCUGACAUUUGAGAAGCAGAUGUAGAAACAGGGAAAUAUUCUUCAAAAGGUUGUAAACUUCUAAAAAUGUGAGUGGCUUUAUUUUAGUUUUUUUUUUUGGAGUAAUCCCAAAGAUCUCCGAGGAACUUCCAAAUAUUUUAGCAAAUGACCAAAUCCCCAGCUAGAUUUCACCCCGUGGCCUUCAGCAUGUUUCGUGCAGGUUUACAGCUUGCUCUGCGUAACUUAAUCGUGCUGUGCUCCAUGUUUGAGCUAACUGCUCUAGCCUGUUGAGAAUGAGAUGCCCAACAGUCAGCAGAUGGCAACAAAAAUGAUUUGCUCACACCCCAGGAUUAAAAUUCAUUUCAGGGAGGAGCUGCGUAUUAAAAUGAAAAUAAUUUUUCACAUUUCCAGCUGCUUUCUUGAGGAGGAAUGUCUGUCUUUUGUAAUAAUGUUAAGAGAAAAUUAAAACGCGUUUUCUCUAUUUGUAAAAUGCCAGAGCACAGGAACGAUUGUUUCUGUCGGAUAUCUUGUAGCUUCAUCAGAGCAAGAGCGAGAUGUGGGUUUAAGUGAAUGAGCAAAGCGAGAGAAAAAUGAACAAAAAUUUAUUUCUUACCUCACUGAGGAAAUUUUCAGGGAUUUUUUUGACAAUGCAUCUGCAUCAUGUUACAGCUUAAUAUAAAUGUCAAAUAGCUGUUUUUAAUGUGCUGUAUACGUUUUUUUUGUUUUUUAAGAUGCAAUCUAUACAUGUGUAUAAAAAUGGGCUUGGUAACAGGGCAGUUCUACUUUCUGAUUUAUGAAGGAUAUAAAAAUUGACCCUAUAUAUUGUAUAGUAUAUGGAACCAACACAAGACUUGUUUAUACUGCAAAUAAAUAUGGAAUUAUUUUUUCUGUAAA